CCAAACUCGUGCGCGACCCCGGCUCGUUCGGUUACCGGCGGCUGCUGCCUUUCCUCAACGAGAUGGCUAAGAAUGAUAGCUCAAUCGGCAAGGAAGUGCCCUCAGACAACGCGGCUGCGCACUCAAAGAACGAGCUCAGCAGAUCUUACUCUCGGUUGGUUGAUGAGCCGUUGGGUGACAGUCACCGCGAAUCUGAUGGCAUAGAUUCUGUGGAGCCGGCGGUGGUGAAGACUGGAGACACCGAGGUGAAGGAUGGCUGCAACAACGUCAUGGAAGAGGCCAACAUUUUCCCUCAUGACCUUGCAAGCAGCAAGCCGUGGCUUGGCCGGUGCACGAGGUCGAGGUUUGUUCACCAUCCGAGCUCGUUCAGCUACAAAAGGAUGCUGCCAUUUCUCAUGGAGAACGAAAUCUCUUCUCAGGAAGGUCAAAGGGUCAAAAUUCGAAGAGUCGCAGAGGAAAGGCUACUAGCAUCAGAUGAGAAUGGCAUCAUGGCCAGUGGGCAGCAGCAAUUCGCUGUCUCUGAUGACUCUUCUCAGGAACGCAGCAGAGCUCAAGUUGAAAGAAUGGAGGAAGAAGAGCCACCAAAAGCUGAUGAAAAUUGUGUUGUUGAUGACAGGCAGACUCAGUCUGCUGUUACAAAAGCCUCUCCUCCAGAAUGCAAUGCAGCUGAAGCGCAAAAUGUCUUGCAGCAAGAAGCUUUGACUCCAAGUCAAGACCCACUAACUUCUUCUGAGGGUGAUUUAAUAUCAGGUGGGGAUGAUGUCCAGGCAAGUGGUCAGCAUCAGAUUGUUGUAUCAGAGGAUUCUCCAGAGGAAUGCAAAAGAGACAAAGUCGAAAGAAGUGUACAAGAUGAAGCAGUAAAAUCAGAUGGGAGCCAUGUUCUGGAUAGAAGGGAAUUUCAGCCUGCUGAAGUCUCUCCUUCGAAGAAUGACACGGCUGACGUGCAAAAGGCCACACAAGAAGAGCCAUCACCUUUAGAUGGAGAUGAAGAAAAUUCAGACAAGGGUGACCAUCUUGCCAAUGAGCAGCUUCAGCCCUGUGUCGCAAAGGAGUCCCUGACUGCACAACUGCAAGAUAAUGCUGAAUUCGUUGAAGUACCGCAGUGCCAAAACAAAGACUCAGGAUGUCAUGAUGUUGGUUUUGUUAGCCCUACCAAGACCGUGAUACCAUUGUUGUAUCGGCGUUGUGCACGAGAGCCUGAGGAUUCCGUGGCUUCUCAUGAUGACCAGCUUCUUGACAGUGACAUACAAAUGAUCUGCAGGCCUUCUCAUCCUUGUGCUGUUGACAGAUCCUUAUCAGUAGAGGAAAUGUCUGGAUGUAUUCCGCUUGCUGAAUCGGGAUGCAAAGCAGGCAUAUCGCAGCCAAUAGGUGCCCAUUCUAUGGAAAAAAGUGGUCUUUCUCCUAAGAAGAUUUCUCCAAAGAAAGGAAUACUUAAGAGGCAUCCAAGGGGGUGCAAGGGUAUCUGCAUGUGUUUAGCCUGCUGUACAUUUCGUCUACAUGCUGACCGAGCUUUUGAGUUCUCUAGGAAGCAGAUGCAAGAAGCAGAUGAUAUAAUAAGUAACUUAUUGAAGGAGGUGGCAAAUCUUAGGAGUCUGGUGGAGAAGCCUGCUGUCCAAGAGUCGACACAAGCAGCUUGCAAACAGGCCUCUCAGGUGGAAGAGGUGGCCAGAGAACGUCGCCGGCAGAUGUUCGUGGAUCUGAAUUCCCACUGCAGAAUCCCUGGACCAAGGGUAAGAUUCGCGCAGUAUGCCGAGGAAAAAAAGGCGGCGCCAUCUUCCGGUAGCAGCCGGAGGUGACCGAACUUCUGAAGGUGGUCUCAGCCUGCUGACCUACUGAUAGUCUAGCUGUUGUUCAGCACAUUCUGUGUGCAGCCACUUGGGAAGUGCUAGCUUACCUUCUGCUUGGACUCUGAUAUAUAUCCGGUUUCGUGGAGGCAAUGCGAUGUGCUGCUGUUGGGGUGAGGGGGUGGUUCAGUGGUUGUCAUAGGGACACAAUGAAGCCCUGGAAUGAAAUGUAGUUGAGUUCUCGCAAGCCAGAACAUGCCGGUUUGCUAUGCAGGAGGGAUUUUUGAGCCAUGAAAUGGCGGUGGCGUCGUUGUAAGGAGGGCGUCUUGGCGUUGGUUUGUGAUGCUUGGUCCUUGUACCAUGUAUACCAUGUCUCUAAUUCAUACGUAGAGAACAGCUUCAGAUUUGUUCGGUGGCCGGCAUGAGUGCUGGUUGGUUUCAGGCUUCCAGGCCUGGAAACAUGGGUGUGAGCUUAGCUGGAGAGGUUUGCAGGUCUAAUCCAAGGAUCUAGAGUUGUUUUUAAGUUGUGUAACUGCCUAACUGGUAGUAUGAAAUGUAUGAUGGAUGACUGGAAUGGAACUGAAGUAAACAGUCUGAUUGGAAUGGAA
This is a messenger RNA of Panicum hallii, 2392 nucleotides long. RefSeq lists its product as uncharacterized. The record is from RefSeq and is a predicted model, not a curated record. Lineage: Eukaryota; Viridiplantae; Streptophyta; Magnoliopsida; Poales; Poaceae. The transcript has 6 exons. Bases 63 to 1796 code for a protein of 577 amino acids.